GACGCAUCUUACAAGUGACUCCAGGCCGUACAGAAUCUCCGCACCUCCCCCACAAUCUCCAAAGCAUGAGCUCCUUGCUAGCGUUUGUGCGGCGCCUCACCACCGGCAGCAAUCCACCACGAGUGGAGAAGACGCCCAGUCCCCUGCGCUUCGGCGUGCUGGGAGCAGCGCGCAUUGCGCCAGAUGCGAUUGUGAAACCUGCAAGGAACCAUGAGGAUGUCCUGGUCACAGCUAUCGCGGCGCGAAAUCAAGAGCGCGCCGAUGCAUUCGCGAAGCAGUGGGACAUUCCCAAGGCAUAUGGAGGCUCGAUGGCUUACCAAGACCUGGUAGACGACCUUGAGGUUGAUGCCGUUUACAUCGGACUCCCGAAUAGCUUGCACUUUGAAUGGACGAUGAAGGCUCUCGCCGCAGGCAAACACGUCUUGUGCGAGAAACCAAUCGCUGACAACGAGGAAGAAGCACGCCAGAUGUUCGCGUUUGCCGCCGAGCGGAACCUGGUGCUGCUAGAAGCCUGGCAAGUUCGUUUCCAUCCUUCAUUGCUGAGGGUGAAGGAGUUAGUGGACGAGCUCGGACCAAUCGUCAACAUGUCGACAUACCUUGGCGUCUGGGAUAGUGUCUUCUUCUUGAAGGACGACAUUCGCUUCAACUACGACCUAGGAGGCGGGGCGCUCAUGGACAUGGCACCAUAUCCUAUCAACUGCAUGCGCUUCCUCACCUCACACGAAGCCUCAGUCCACUCCGCCACAGCAACCCUUCGACCCGGGACAACCAACAUCGACCGCAAAAUCGAGACGCACCUCUCCUUCGGGCCGGCCGACAUUCCCGCAACGAUAAUCACCGACUCGUGCAUGGACGGCUGGGGCCCGUUCGGGCUGCUCCCACAGUGGAUCAAGAUGGUGCUGAGGGUGGAGUGCAAGGAGGGCGCGGUCGAGUGGUCGAACUACGUGCUGCCCCACCUCUAUCACUCGAUCACAGUGCAUCCGAAGGGGGGUGCAGCGUGGACGGAGGCGGCGUACAAGCCGAAGGAGGGGCUGGGAGAGGAGUGGUGGUCUGCGUAUAGGUAUCAGUUGGAAGCGUUCGUGGACAAAGUCAGAGGGCGUCAGCCUAGCGCGUGGCGUUCCGCAGAGGACUCGAUGGAAUCUAUGAAGGCGAUUGACGCUAUAUACACUGAGUGCGGUCUGCCGUUGCGGCCGACCUCGCAGUUUACUUUCUCAUGACGCAUUCGUAAACAUCGUGUGAAUGAUGCCGCUAGUAACUUGCCGACUUUCUCCGGUGUUUACAUCGAGUGAGACAGAGCGCGCUGUAUCCUGAUGACUGGUUAGUCGCGACGAAACCACCAUGAUAACAGUACGGCUACUCACUAGCAUGCGGCUAUGCUAGUACCUCGUCC
Molecule: messenger RNA, 1390 nt
Organism: Fomitopsis serialis
Lineage: Eukaryota; Fungi; Basidiomycota; Agaricomycetes; Polyporales; Fomitopsidaceae
Exons: 8
Coding region: 66-1217 (383 amino acids)
Molecular function (GO): nucleotide binding
Source: RefSeq, a predicted model, not a curated record